AUGGGAAAAGCUGGUUUUGUCAAUAUCAAAAUCCAAAGAUUCAAGAUUCCAAUAGGACCAUGGUCAGAAGGCAAUAAAUUGAAGCAAUUGGGCAUUUUUGCUCUUCAGGAUAUUCUGGAAGGACUGGAAGCAUUCUCACUCCAUGUUUUCACUCAAGGUCUUCAGUGGUCAAUGGAUGAGUUGCAAAAAAUUCCAAAUGUCUUUUCCAAACUAUGGGUCUAUUGGCAGAUGAAACAGAAAUCACUGUGA
Histoplasma mississippiense is the source of this 249-nucleotide messenger RNA. RefSeq lists its product with no specific name. The record is from RefSeq and is a predicted model, not a curated record. Lineage: Eukaryota; Fungi; Ascomycota; Eurotiomycetes; Onygenales; Ajellomycetaceae. Bases 1 to 249 code for a protein of 82 amino acids. The transcript is spliced from 3 exons.